This is a messenger RNA of Vigna umbellata (rice bean), 840 nucleotides long. Its product is annotated as ethylene-response factor C3-like. Gene Ontology annotation, biological process: ethylene-activated signaling pathway; regulation of DNA-templated transcription. Gene Ontology annotation, molecular function: DNA binding; DNA-binding transcription factor activity. NCBI's taxonomy places the organism in Eukaryota, Viridiplantae, Streptophyta, Magnoliopsida, Fabales, Fabaceae. The record is from RefSeq and is a predicted model, not a curated record.
AUGCAAUGAAUGUGUUGAAGGAAGCGAACCCCAGCAGAGUGUGGCCGCCCCCACAGAUUUCUUUGACUCAUGUCUGCCCAUCACCCUCAUUUCCUUAACUUGGGUCCCAUUAAUCACCACACCAUAUCUUGCAAGUGGCUAAUGCCAAUGCACCAUUCCUAUAUAACUAACCACAUUCCUCACACCAUUUCCGUCAAUACACAAACAAAUAUGACUUCCUCAUUCUGUUCCCUUCCUUUCAACGAAAACGACUCUCAAGAAAUGCUCCUUUACCAACUCCUCGCUCAGCCUGCUGCACCUUCCUCCCACUCAAUAACAUCAUCGUUAUCUUCGUUGUCUCAUGGUUCAAGUGUCGCCGAAGCAGAGGUUUCGGUUUCGUACAGAGGGGUUCGGAGGAGGCCGUGGGGGAAGUACGCGGCGGAGAUAAGGGACUCCACCAGGAACGGAGUCAGGGUUUGGUUGGGAACCUUCGACACUGCCGAGGCUGCUGCUCUGGCUUACGACCAGGCUGCGUUGGCCAUGCGAGGCUCCAUGGCGGUGCUCAACUUCCCGGCUGAGAUGGUUUGGCAAUCGCUUCGGAAAAUGGAGUAUGGUUUUGACCAAGGGUGUUCCCCUGUUCUGGAGUUGAAAAAGAGACACUCCAUUAAUAGAAAAUGUGAGAGGAACAAGCUCAAGAAUAAGGUGCAGGAAGAAGAAGAAGAAAGGGUUUCCCAAAAUGUGAUGGUGUUGGAGGACUUAGGAGCAGAGUAUUUGGAACAUCUUCUUAGUGUCUCGCAGGAUAUGAUAUGAAUGUUUCUUACUCAAACCUUCUCUUUCCAGUGUCAUGAGUUGCUCUCAUAC